Molecule: messenger RNA, 2885 nt
Organism: Leptopilina boulardi
Lineage: Eukaryota; Metazoa; Arthropoda; Insecta; Hymenoptera; Figitidae
Product: ribosome biogenesis protein BOP1 homolog
Exons: 9
Coding region: 116-2770 (884 amino acids)
Biological process (GO): ribosome biogenesis; maturation of LSU-rRNA from tricistronic rRNA transcript (SSU-rRNA, 5.8S rRNA, LSU-rRNA)
Cellular component (GO): preribosome, large subunit precursor; PeBoW complex
Molecular function (GO): protein binding; ribonucleoprotein complex binding
Source: RefSeq, a predicted model, not a curated record
GCGAUUAGUCACAAAAAACACGUGCGUUUUGAUGACACAAAUGUAACCUCAUUUUUUCAAUUUCAAUUUUACACUAGAGUUUUUGUUUUUUUUAUAAAUAUUAAAAUAAUAUAAAAUGGUGGCUCCAAAAAGAGCUCAGAAAAGAAAAGAAACCUCUGAAUUAUCUAAGAAAAUUGUCGAAGUAAUUCAAAACGAAGAUGAAAGUACUUCUGAGGAUUCAGGUACCGAAGAUUUAUUGGCAUCGGAGGUAAAUGAUGAAGACGACAGUAGCGAUGAGGAAGCAGUGGACGUUGAUAAAAUUCCUGAUUCAGAUACAGAACAAGAUCAAGUUGUUUUUGAGUCUGAGGACGAUGUCAGCGAAUUGGAAUUAGAAAACAAUUCCGAUGACGAUGAAGUCAGUGAAUCGGAAUUAGAAUCCGAUUCCGAUGAAGAAGAUGACGAGAACGAUGACGACGACGAUGAUGAUGAUGAGGAAGAGGAGGAGGAAGAAAAUGAUGACAAUUACCUGGAAGGUAGUGAAUUAGAAUUUGAAUCUGAUUCCGAUGAUCUAAAUAUUAAAAAUAAAUCCGAAUCAUCUUCAUCGGAGGCCGAAGAAAAAUCUACAAAAGGCAAAAAAGUAAAUAAACAAAAUCAAUCUCCAAAAUUGAAAAAUACGAAAAACAAAUUAAAAUCCACCGAUGUGAAAAAUAAAGAACUAAAAUCGGCGAAAGGAAAAGAAUCGAAAUUAGGAAAAAAGAAAAUAAAAACAUUUAAAACGAAAUCAGAAGAUUCGAAUGGAGGGAAAAUUUCCAAUAAAUUGGAAAUUACAGAAAAUGACGAUAAAAGUAUAAAAGAAAGUUCAUCGAAUCAGGAUGAAUAUGAAUUUGAUAGUUCGGACGAGGAAGAUAUUCGCAAUACAGUUGGUAAUAUACCAAUGAAAUGGUACGAUGAUUACAAACAUAUAGGUUACAAUUGGGAUGGGCAGAAAAUUUUAAAACCAGAAAAAGGCGAUCAACUUGAUAAUUUCUUGAAACGAAUGGAGGAUCCCGAUUUUUGGCGAACCAUUAAAGAUCCACAAACGGGACAGGAUGUUGUAUUGAGCGAGGCGGACAUUGAAUUAAUAACUCGAAUUCAAAAGCAAAAAGUUCCCAACUCACAAUUUGACGAAUAUGCCCCGUGGGUCGAAUGGUUCACGUCAGAAGUGAUGAAAACGCCAUUAAGAAAAUUCCCCGAGCACAAAAGAUCAUUUGUACCAUCUAAAGUUGAGGCGAAAAAAGUUUCAAAAUUAGUGCAUGCAUUAAAAAUGGGUUGGAUAAAAUCAACCGAACAAAUGGAAAAAGAACGUCAACAAUCAAAUAAUGAUCCACAAUUUUAUAUGCUUUGGCAAACUGACGAUCAGGCCGAGGAGAUGCGUCGCAUUCAUAAACAUAUUGCAGCGCCAAAAAGAUUUUUACCCGGUCAUGCCGAGAGUUAUAAUCCACCGGCUGAAUAUUUAUUUGACGCUAAAGAAAUGAAGGAAUUUAAUAAAUAUAAAAAUACACCGUGGAAGAGGAAAUUACAUUUCAUUCCACAGAAAUUUGAAUCAUUGAGACAUGUGCCGGCAUAUCCGAAAUAUAUUAAAGAAAGAUUUCAACGUUGUUUGGAUCUUUAUCUUUGUCCAAGAGCAAUAAAAAUGAAAUUAACAAUUCAACCGGAAGAUUUAGUCCCACAAUUACCGAGUCCCAAGGAUUUGCAACCAUUCCCAACGACAAUGUCAAUGGUUUUUACUGGACACACGGAUAUGGUGAGGAGUAUCAGUUCCGAAUGGAAGGGACAAUAUUUUGCCUCUGGUGGCGAUGACAUGACUCUGAGAGUUUGGGAAAUCGCAACUGGACGUUGCGUAAAAGUUGUUCCUUGUGGUGGAGUUAUUAGAAGCAUCGCUUGGUGUCCAAAUCAAGCGAUUUCCUUAAUUGCUGUCGCAGCCGAUAGAAAAGUUCUCUUAAUUAAUCCUGGAGUUGGAGAUCACGUUAUAACAAAAAAGACAGAUCAACUUCUUGAAAUCAUUCCUCAAACUGAUGUUAUAGUCGCGGCCAAUAUAAAAUCGACAGUCCAAUGGGAACAGGCUGAAGGUGAAGAGAAAAAUAAUGGAAUCAGAUUGAUUUUAAAUCAUUUUAAAAUGGUAAAACAAGUCACUUGGCAUGGCAAGGGUGAUUAUUUUGCAACAGUUAUGCCCGAUGGACAAAAUCGAUCGGUUUUAAUAAAUCAAUUGUCAAAAAGACGAUCUCAACUUCCAUUUAGAAGACCCAAGGGUUUAAUUCAAUGUGUUCUAUUCCAUCCGAUAAGACCCUUUUUAUUUGUGGCUACACAGCGAAAUGUUCGAAUUUACGAUCUCGUGAAACAAGAAAUGGUGAAAAAAUUACUUUCAAACUCACAAUGGAUUUCAUCAAUGGCCAUGCAUCCAGGCGGCGACAAUAUUUUAGUUGGAACAUAUGAUCGAAAAGUUAUUUGGUUUGAUUUGGAUUUGAGUACAAAACCAUAUCAGACAUUGAGAUUACAUGGAACUGGUGUAAGAAAUGUUGCUUUCCACAAACGAUAUCCACUUUUUGCUUCAGGAGCCGAUGACAGAAGUCUCAUAGUCUGUCAUGGAAUGGUCUACAACGAUCUUUUGAAAAAUCCAUUAAUCGUUCCUUUAAAACGAUUAAGUAAUCAUGAGUCAUUUAAUGAUUUUGGAAUUCUUGAUGUCAUGUUUCAUCCAAUUCAGCCGUGGGUUUUCUCUGCGGGCGCUGAUUCAACGAUACGAAUGUAUACAUAGAAUUUGUUUAAAAUAACAAAAAAAAAAAAAAAGAUUCUCGAGAAUGAGAAUUGUGAGUUAAAUAUAUAUAAAUAUAUUUUCUUUUUCUGUAAAUAAAUAAAACUCCAAUCGAUAA